Messenger RNA from Closterium sp. Yama58-4, 723 nucleotides. NCBI's taxonomy places the organism in Eukaryota, Viridiplantae, Streptophyta, Zygnematophyceae, Desmidiales, Closteriaceae. The record is from the annotation of a GenBank genome assembly.
AUGGCUGCCCUCGAAGAUUACUCCGACAGGGACCUCAUGUACGAGCUGUUGAGGCGAAUGAAAUGCGCUCCUAAGCCAGAGAAGCGAGUUAUUCUGAUCGGUCCUCCCGGUUGCGGCAAGGGUACACAGUCUCCCAUCAUCAAGGAGGAGAACUGCCUGUGCCAUCUAGCCACCGGCGAUAUGCUCAGAGCAGCCGUCGCUCAGAAAACGCCUUUGGGCAUCAAGGCGAAAGAGACCAUGGAGAAGGGUGAGCUCGUGUCCGACGAACUGGUGGUGGGCAUUAUCGAGGAAGCGAUCAAUCGGCCGUCCUGCAGCAAGGGUUUCAUCCUCGACGGUUUCCCUCGCACGGUCGUCCAGGCAGAGAAGCUUGACUCAAUGCUGGAGAAGAAGGGUCAGAAGAUCGAUAAGGUGCUCAACUUCGAUGUGCCUGACGCCGUCCUGGAGGAGAGGAUUACUGGCCGGUGGAUCCACCCUGCCAGCGGACGCUCCUACCACACCAAGUUCGCUCCUCCGAAGGUUCCUGGAAAGGAUGAUAUCACCGGUGAGCCCCUGGUGCAACGGAAGGACGACAAUGCAGAGACCCUGCGCAGCCGAUUGGCAGCAUUUCACAAGCAGACCUCACCAGUCAUUGACUACUAUGCUGCCAAGGGCAAGGUUGCGACUUUGCAUGCCGAUAGGAAGCAGGAGGAAGUUACUGCUGAGGUUCGCGCAGCCAUGAAAUGA